This is a messenger RNA of Podospora anserina S mat+, 1566 nucleotides long. RefSeq lists its product as uncharacterized. Lineage: Eukaryota; Fungi; Ascomycota; Sordariomycetes; Sordariales; Podosporaceae. The record is from RefSeq and is a predicted model, not a curated record. Gene Ontology annotation, molecular function: oxidoreductase activity, acting on paired donors, with incorporation or reduction of molecular oxygen; monooxygenase activity; heme binding. The transcript has 6 exons. Bases 1 to 1566 code for a protein of 521 amino acids.
AUGCUAUCAACAGUCUUCAUUACAGUAGCCCUGGGGUUAGGAAUCACAUAUUUCAUCCUCAACUAUCCACGUUUGAAACAAAACUAUCACCUCUCCCGCCACCGCUCCUCACUCCCUCCUUCACCACCAACCCUCAAAACAGGCAUCUCCAAACCCUGGCUCUGGUUCCGAGAACUCCACCAACAAUACGGCGACGUAGUCUACCUCCAACUCGGCCCCACGCCCACCAUCCUUCUAGGUUCGGCUCAAGCAGCAUGGGACCUCCUCGAGCGCAAAGGGAGCAUCUACUCCAGCCGCCCACGGUUCAUCAUGGGCCAGGAGCUGCUCUCCAACAACUUGCGAGGGCUGAUGGCUGGGUACAAUGAUUUCUGGAGAAGAUGGAGGAAGCUGCUUCAUAGCGGGUUCAUGGCGAGACAGUCAGAAAAGUACAGGUGGAUUCAGAGCCUGGAGAGCAAAGUCUUGAUGAAAGAGCUGCUCGACAAACCUGAAGGAUUUAGGGAGUGGAUGGAGCGGUAUGCGGCCAGUGUGGUUGUCAUGGUGACGUACGGGAGGAGGGUGACGGACGUGAGGAAGGACGAGGUGGUUGAGAUGAACAGGUUGGCGAUGGAGAGGUUGACUUUGGUGAAUAUUCCAGGUAAAUAUGCAGUCGAGCGUUAUCCUGCUCUGAAGUACGUUCCCGCCGUUCUUGCCCCUUGGAAGAGAAUGGUGUUGGAACAAAGGGAAAAGGACGUUCAGAUGUACACCUCGUUGAUGAACGAUGUCAAGUCUCGAAUGGCCGAGGGAAGAUUGCCGGACUGUUUCGCCAAGCACUUAUUGGAUGAACAAAAAGGACUGGGAAUGACCGACCUGGAGGUGGCGUAUACGGCAGGAACACCUUUUGGAGCUGGCGUGGAGACGUCCGCAGGAUCCUUGGCGUCGUUCAUGCUUGCUUGUGUCAAAUUCGGACAUUCGUUCAUCCCAAAAGCCCAAGCUGAGCUCGAUGAUGUUGUUGGCCGAGACAGGAUGCCCACGUUUGACGACCUGCCGAAUCUCCCCUACCUCAACGCCAUCGUUUCCGAAACCCUCCGCUGGAGACCCAUCGCUGUUUUGGGUGGCACCCCACACGCCACCACGGCAGAUGACUGGUACAAGGGGAUGUACAUCCCGAAGGGGAGCACCAUCAUCGCGCCUUUGUGGAGUAUCCACCUCAAUGAAAAGGACUUCCCUGAUCCCCACACUUUUCUCCCAGAGCGUUUCUUGAACAAGGAGAGGAUAGCAGUCUACCCCGGCACAACCGGCCACAGCGCGUUUGGGUGGGGUAGGAGAAUUUGUCCGGGGAUGCACCUCGGCCAGGCCUCCGUCAGUAUCAACAUUGCAAGGAUACUGUGGGGGUUUGAUGUGAAGCCUGCGAAGGAUGAAAAGACCGGCAAAGAGAUCGACGUUGACAUAUUUGCCUUUUCGGACGGGUUCAACUCUAGCCCGUUGCCGUUUCCCUGCGAGAUCAGGCCCCGGUCGAGCAAGCAUGUUGAGGGUAUUGAGCGGGAGUAUAGGGAGGCUCGUUCCAAGCUCGAGAUAUAUGAAGUGUGA